CACAAGCCUCCUUUAUCCACUCGGUCUCCUUCACUAUAAAAAGCAAAGAAAUCCCAAAACACUUGUAGCACCACAACAACAAUAUCCACAUUCUUCUUCUUUUGAGUAUUACAUCCAACGAAACGUCUCUUUCUUUCUCUCUGAUAGGCAACAAUGGCGCAGAGGAAGAUGAUUGUGUUUCCCACCAAGAAUGAAUUGUCCGAAGCAAUGGCUGAGUACACUGCCAAUCUCUCCGCCAAGUUCAUCAAAGAGAAAGGCCUUUUCACCGUUGUUCUCUCCGGCGGUGACCUAAUCGAUUGGCUCUGCAAGUUGGUGCAACCUCCUUAUAUUGAUUCAAUCGAAUGGCCAAAAUGGCACGUCUUUUGGGUCGAUGAGAGGGUUUGUGCAUGGGAAGAUCCAGACAGUAACUACAAACUCGCCAUGGAGGGUUUUCUCUCUAAGGUUCCGAUUCCGGAUAAGAACAUCUACGCAAUCGACAAGCACUUGGCGGCUGAUGGUAACGCCGAGCACUGCGCGACGCUCUACGAGGAGUGUCUAAAGAAUCUGGUGAAAGAAAAGAUUAUCCCAAUAUCGAAAAAGACAGGGUAUCCUGAGUUUGAUCUACAACUUCUAGGGAUGGGUCCUGAUGGCCACAUGGCGUCUCUCUUCCCAAACCAUCCACAGAUCAAUGAGAAGCAGAAAUGGGUCACUUACAUCACCGACUCUCCAAAACCACCACCAAAGAGAAUCACAUUCACUUUACCGGUCAUCAACUCUACUUUGUACAAUCUUAUGGCCAUUUGUGACAAAGCACCGGCCAAAUCCGUGGCUGAGAUCAUGAAGCACAACAACCUCUCGUUACCUUCUGCUCAUCUUAGUGCUCAAGUCGAAAAUGUUUGGUACCUUGACCAAGCAGCUGCCUCCGAGCUCUAGAGAGGUAGCCUAAACACAUUAAUAUUGGUGUUUUGUUUGUAGUCUCUACGUUGCUUUGUGUUGAAUAACCGGUUAAUACAUUUGCGUACGUUUACUUCGUACAAAAUGUGUUGAAUAUUCGAGCUAGUUGUUUCUUGUAGUUGUGAUGUGAGUCCCUGGCUAUGACUAUAUAUCAUUAUAAAAAUAUAUAGUGGGCUUCAUUUAAUCUGUCAUUUCAUGAAUGGUGUUUAAUUAAACUUUUCUUUUAGGGUUUAUCAUUAAUUAUUCAUGCUUUUUAACUAUAUAUUGUACAUAGUAUAUACAAGUGAUAAUCUUAUAUACUAUAUAUUAUUGUUUUGUUUUAUUAUAUAAAAUCAACAUGUAUUAGAUGAGAACACCUGCCCAAUGUAAGUUUUUUUAAUUAACCUCC
Molecule: messenger RNA, 1321 nt
Organism: Arabidopsis thaliana (thale cress)
Lineage: Eukaryota; Viridiplantae; Streptophyta; Magnoliopsida; Brassicales; Brassicaceae
Gene: PGL5
Product: 6-phosphogluconolactonase 5
Exons: 3
Coding region: 154-912 (252 amino acids)
Biological process (GO): pentose-phosphate shunt; carbohydrate metabolic process
Cellular component (GO): cytoplasm; cytosol
Molecular function (GO): 6-phosphogluconolactonase activity
Source: RefSeq, marked reviewed